Molecule: messenger RNA, 1686 nt
Organism: Knipowitschia caucasica
Lineage: Eukaryota; Metazoa; Chordata; Actinopteri; Gobiiformes; Gobiidae
Source: the annotation of a GenBank genome assembly
AUGAGCUGGAGGCUUCAACAACGGAGGAAAAGCCCAGUUGAGGACAGAGGUAUGUGGCUAAGCUGUUGGGAGUGGUGGGCCGGGGCUGUAGAGAAGAUGCUGGAGGACGCGGGGCAGACCAUGCACGGUUUAAACUCACGUCUGAGGGUCUUUUUGGAGAAAGUGAACCGUCUCCAGGAGGAAAACCACAGACUGGAGGCUCAGAUCUCUACAUGGGGGCUUCAGCGGAGCUCACAGUGCCAGGAGUGGUCCCAGCAAGAGCAAAUGGUCAAGGAGCUGCGAGAACAGGUGGGGAGGCUUCUGAUGGAAAAUGCUGACCUCGCUCUUCAGUCUGAAAACAUGAAGUCCAAAGCUGCUCACAUCCAGGCCAGGUGUGAGACAGAGGAGAGGACCACGAAGCGUCUGGAGCAGCAGGUGGAGCAGCUGCGAGAGUCCAGGGGCAGAGCAGAGCAGAGCAGUGAGAGUCUGAAGAACCACGUCCAGAGAUCCAUCUGCGAACUUCAGCAGCUGCAUCAGGACUAUCAGGCUGCUCGGGCGCUGCAGUGGGACGAGUCCAAUGAUGCUCUGUUAUUAGCCCCUUCCACAAGCCCAGCAGCAGCAGCAGCAGCACACAGAGCCAGGGGAGGAGAGGAGCAGGAGGAUGGCAGAGUGAUGGAACUCACCCAGCUGCACGAAAUCAGAACGCAGCGCGACCGCAGACACAGACACCACAGCCCGGGAAACUUGGCAAAUCUACCCCCCGGAUCGACCGGGCCUAGUCGCUCCGGAGCUGCAUCCAGGACCAGCGGAGGGGUCCUGCCAGAGGAGGAAGCAGCAUGGGCCCAGGUGAACAUGGGAGGAGCGGCGCUGAGAGAUGCCAGGGCAGAACUGGCCGAAGCCCGAAAACAGUGGCAGACUUUGCAGGUCGAGAUUGAGACGCUGCAUGCUAUGGAGAAGGGCCUGGAGACGUCCCUGCAGCACACCCAGCGCCUGUACUCCUCCCAGCUGCAGGACUUGUCCCAGGUGAUCACCCGCCUGGAGCUGGAGCUGGAGCAGGUCAGGACCGGACUGGCCACUCAGCGCCAACGCCACAGCGAGCUGCUCAACACCAAGAUGAGGCUGGAGCGUGAGAUCGCCACCUACAGACGGCUGCUGGAGCAGGAGGAGGGCAGGUACAUGAGUGGGAACAGCGCCCCUCUGUCCCUGCGCCUGUGGAAGUCUCCGUGCACAGACUCCAGGGAGAGCAGCUCAGAGAACAGUGACCUCGCUCUGACUCCAGACGAACCCAAGUCUGAGCCGCUGCCCGACAUCCCCCCUCUGCUGCACCCCGACCACGACCCCAAGAAACGCUCCAUCCUCAUCAGACAGCAGAGCCUCGUCAUACUCACAGAGCCUGAGCUGGAUAAGGAGCUGCCCAUCUCCACUGUGAAAACCCAGGAGAUUCUUCAGGGGAACGUGGUGCGAGAGAGUGCGGAGGGACACGGCACCAUUGAGACAGAGAAUAUCGACAAAGUGAUAAAGCAGUGGGAGGGCUCGUUCUUCAGAGGGAACCCCAAGCUGCGUAAGAAGUCCGUGUCCCUGCGGUUCGACCUGCACAUGGCCGUGGCGGACGAGGGCUGCGCUCAGACCAAACAGGACAGCCUCCCGGACGUGGAGGUGCGGCUGAUCAUGAAGAGGUCGCGCAGCAUCGCCUCCAUCGCACAGUAA